Priapulus caudatus is the source of this 612-nucleotide messenger RNA. Its product is annotated as myb/SANT-like DNA-binding domain-containing protein 4. Lineage: Eukaryota; Metazoa; Priapulida; Priapulimorpha; Priapulimorphida; Priapulidae. Bases 64 to 612 code for a protein of 182 amino acids. The transcript has 3 exons. Gene Ontology annotation, cellular component: nucleus. The record is from RefSeq and is a predicted model, not a curated record.
AUUUAACUAAUCACAUAAUUAGCCGACUUAAGUACGUAAUUAGCCGAUUUAAUCAUAUCCAAAAUGGCGGACGUUGACGCAACGCAAAUCAUGCUUAUUCAUCCCGAAAAUCAUCAAAUUGCGAAGAAACGGAAGGCGAACUUCACAGCAAGUGAAAAAUCCUAUCUGGCCGACCUCGUCAAGGACAAUUAUAACAUUCUAUUCGGACAAUUUUCAAGCAGCUUAACUGCAAAAAUGAAGCACGAGAAAUGGGAGGAGAUCGCCGGAAAGAUCAACGCCAUAGGUGUGGGUAGCAGAACUGUGGCGGAGUUGAAAACUCUUUGGAACAAUCUACAAAUGAAAGCUAAGAAAGCGAAUGGAUUCGAAAAAAGAGAGUCAGUGAAGACAGGAGGCGGGCCAGCACCGACUCCUUUGGACGAAACCACUAAUGUUAUCAUCAGCUUCAUGAAUGACAAGCCGUCAUUCAGCGGCAUACCCGGAGGAGUAGAAACCGGCCCUGGCUACGAAGCAUAUACGUAUGAAGAGGAAGAGCCCUCGGGAGAGCUCGAGCAUUUGAGUCUCGAUGUUGGGUCGAGCGAUGACGAGAACAUGGUCGUCGCUCCUCAAGUUUAA